GAUCGUCUUCGCCUCCGCCUCCGCCUCUGUGUCGCGUUCUGUGAAUAUGAAAGUAAAAGUCCCCUCAGAACGUCAUUUGUACCCUAAUUAAUUGGCACUACUCUCGCACUCUUCUGAGAAAACGUGAAACUGGAAACGAAGAAAAACGAACAGUGGUGAUAGAGUGUGCCUCAAGAUUCAAGACAUAUAAACGAAAGUUGUCUAAUUUCCUGCCCGCCGUGUGAAUACAAAAGCCACAAAACGAUGACGGCCACGGGAGAGCCAGGCGCUCGGGAGGACUCUACUACCGGUGCUCCGGCGACCAUCGUUACGCCUCCGUCUCCGAAUCCUGUGCCCAGCGAUGUGCCCAUGCCCAACUCCAAUGGCAGUGGCAAUCACAAGAGUACCAUCGUCAUCGAGAGCCAGCCCAAGCGGCGGGUCAGCAUUAUUUCGGAUCCACCAGCUAUCGGCGGCGGUGGCCCUGGUUCCGGAUACGAUAAUCCAGCCUAUGAGCAAAAUCCGAGACGUAAAAUUUCCCAGACCUCCACACACUCGCACAGCGAUAUUGGACCAGCGCGAAGGAAGAGCAUUCUAAAGGACUCUGCGCCUCCACAUGACUACGAAAGCGAUCGGGCCUCGACGCAUAGUUACGAAAACUAUCGACAGAAUGCGCUGGACGUGCUCAAUGCCAAAUACAAUGGCCACCAGAUGGGACACACCUCGGUGGGUGACAGCAAUGGCGGGGCCAACUAUGUCGAGGAGUCUUGGAUGUACACAUUCUGCCUUAAGUGCCGCGGCGAGGAGCCAUCAGCAUCUUGGGAGCCGCCCUUCUGGCAGAAGAUCUUCCCCUACCCGCUGUGUCCCACUUUCAGGACAGUCUCUCGCCUGAUUUCCCUCAUCCUGAUCGGUGUCCUCAUCUGGGUUACGGCCUUCGUGAUCAUUGGCGACUCGGCAGCCCCUGGAGGGCAGCUGUUCGGCCUGGUUGUACUCACUGUGGCCGCCAACUUUGGCGGAUAUCUGAUAUCAUUGACUACAUUGCCUCGACUGAUCGGCAUGCUCCUGGUGGGCAUACUCUUCCAGAACGUGGGCUGGGCGAAUCUCGAUGGCGACUUCUCCAAGGUGACGGCUCACUUGCGUAAAUUUGCGCUCACCAUAAUCUUGACUCGAGCUGGCCUCGAGAUGGAGCCAGAGGCCUUUAAGAAAGUGUACAAAACGAUCCUUAAGCUGGGCAUUAUCCCCUGGUGCGUGGAGGCGGUCGUGAUGGCCGUGAUGUCGCAUUUCCUACUCGACCUUCCUUGGAUCUGGUCCUUCCUGCUUGGCUCCAUCAUUGCAGCGGUGUCGCCGGCAGUUGUGGUGCCCUGUCUAUUCCGCCUGAGGACCAAGGGCUAUGGCGUCGCCAAGGGUAUUCCCACACUGGUGGUGGCCGUGGCCGGAGUCGAUGAUGCACUGUCGGUGGCCAUUUUCGGUAUCAUCAGCACGGUGAUGUUCUCCGACAAGGGCCUGGCCUACCAGAUCGCUCAGGCUCCGGUGUGCAUCCUUGGCGGACUGGGCUUCGGUGUCAUCUGGGGAUCGCUGGCUCGCAUUUUCCCGGAGAAGGGUGACGCCUUUGUCGUACCUCUGCGAACGCUGCUGCUUUUCACCGGCGGUCUGAUGGCCAUCUAUGGCAGCGAGGAGUUGGGCUUCGAAGGCGCCGGACCUCUGGCAGUCGUCUUCUCGGCCUUUGUUUCAAACCUGUUUUGGUGCAAGGACGGCUGGAACGUGGAGGAUAAUCCGGUGUCCACCGCCUUCGAGAUUUUCUGGAUGAUCUUCGAGCCGAUCCUGUUCGGGCUCACCGGCGCCACCGUUAAGAUCCGCGAGCUGGACUCGCAUACAGUGUCGAUCGGAGCGGCCUGCAUCUUCACCGGAGCCAUCCUGCGCAUCUUCACCACGGCGGGCAUUGCGUUCGGCGAUCGUCUUAACACCAAGGAGAAGUUCUUUGUUGGACUUUCGUGGAUGGCCAAGGCCACUGUGCAGGCGGCACUCGGUCCGGUGGCCCUCAAGCACCUGGACGAUAACUCCACGGAGGAUGAGCGCAACUGGGCAAAUAUUGUGCAGACAAUUUGUGUCUUCAGCAUAGUGCUGACCGCUCCAUUGGGUGCUAUCCUCAUCUCUGUGACGGGCACCAAGUUGCUGACCAAGACAAAGCAGCCGCAGGAUCUCAGCGGCUGGCGACGCAGCCAUCGACCGUCCAUUCGAGACAUCAGCAUCAUUGACGAGGAGGAGGAACGCGAAGAUCCCGAAAUUCCUGAGGACAAGGAGACCCACGACAAUACCCUUAACAACGCCCACAUUCCCACCAUUUCCUACACCUACAAUACAUAGGCGAAUUGCACAUAACUCGACUUUCGGCGGGGCCAAGAAUAAUGUUGAUUGUUAUUAAGAAAAUGUACAUUAGCUUAAGCGGACUUUGCAUUCCAAAAUAAAUGAAUAAGUUAACAUAA
This is a messenger RNA of Drosophila serrata, 2459 nucleotides long. It is a transcript of the gene Nha1, whose product is annotated as Na[+]/H[+] hydrogen antiporter 1. Gene Ontology annotation, cellular component: membrane. Gene Ontology annotation, biological process: proton transmembrane transport. The record is from RefSeq and is a predicted model, not a curated record. Gene Ontology annotation, molecular function: antiporter activity. NCBI's taxonomy places the organism in Eukaryota, Metazoa, Arthropoda, Insecta, Diptera, Drosophilidae.